AUUAGAGGGCAAAAUGGGAAGGGGGAUGACGAUUUCACGAGGAUCAAAAAUCAGAAAGCCGAUGAAAUAGAGGCACGGCGAAGGAUAAUAGAGAAAAGUGCCGAAAAGAAGCGAAGAUUACGUCAACAGCACAUUGAACGCAAAGAAGCAUUAGAAGCGGAAAAACUACAAUAUGCCAAGGCGGCUGGUGAUGUAAAAAUUCGGCAGCUUAAACGCACGCAGCGACUAGUCGAGGAGCUUGCACGUCGUAAACGUAAAAGCGCAAUUUUCCUUUAACUCGUUGUUAAAUUGUUGGUGUAUAUGCAUUCAUGGAAAAUUAGAAGCUGCAAAGAUGCACACAAUGCAUAUAAUAUGCAAACAUAUACAAAAUAUGCAAAGUACAAUACUCUCUAUAAUGUUUUAUGUUUAAUGUUUAUUAUAACUAUAACGUCUAUAUGCUUGUAAUUAUAUCCAUAAAAAUAUGAAUUUGCAUAAAUAGCCGCAGUCUAUUAAUUAUAAAUUUACUUACUGUGCACCUAUUAAUAUAAUACAGAUAUCGAACUGCAAGAGUCAUUAAAGAGUAGAAAGAUAAAAUCUGCUGUUCCAUCUGUAUGUAACGAAGCUUUGGAGAAGAAACACGUAGAGUUGAUAGAAAAGAAGACUCAGGAUGAACAGAUACAAACUUCUAAUCUGUCCAGCCCGUGGGAUGUCGAGGAAGAUUUUGAGAUAAAGCAGCGGCAGAAGAAAUUAAGUUACAAAAGAGAUCUCCAGAACCAACUCCUAGAUAAUCGACGGAAACUGCGUGAGAAAGAGGAGGAGAAGCAUCGCGAGCGAAAGAUAAUGGAAGAAGUUGGCGAGACGAUGCACCAAGAAAAUUUGAAAGCGGAGAAGAGGAAGAAAGAAAUAGCUGCUUUGAUGGAGGCUGAGAAGGAUGCUUUUUUAAAAGCUCGACGAUUUUGGAAAGAGAAGAGGAGGGAGGUUCUGAAGCAGGAACACGACGAGAUUUUGCGAAUCAUCGCUAAAAGGGAGGCUUUGCAAAAGAGGGAAGCUGAAGGAAAGGCCGACACUCAGGCAGCUAAGGACGCUAUGUUAGAAAAGAUGAUGAGUAAAUUGAUGGAGGAAGAGCAUAAACGAAUAGAACGGGAAGAAAUUUCCAGGGAAUUAUAUUUGGUAGAGAAAGAACGCAAACUGGCGGGUGAAGCGAUUAAACUGGCGAUGAAAAAGAAACGUACUGCGAGACAACAACUAGAAGAGAUGGCAAAAACUCAGAGAGCUGUGGCUGAAAGGAAGGCGAAAGAAAAUGCGAUCGACGCUGCUUUCGCCAAGUAUUUGGCAGAUGAACGAAAGAAACAGGAGGAAAAGGAAGGCCAAAAGGAGCAAGCACGACGCGAAAAAGUCGUCCAAUAUGGAAAUGAAUUGCGCGAGGCUAUAGAGCAAAAUAAAACGCAACGUUCGAAGGAUGCAGGAAAGAUAAGGCGUGAAAUUGAUAUUAACGAAACUAAGUGUCAUUCGGAAUCUAACUUGGAGGCAGUGAAAUUUCAGCAGGCAAAGAACAACGUGCUUUAAAUAGAAACACUGAAGAUGAAAUUAAAUUUUUAAUUCUACAGCUAUUUAUUGGUAUACAGAUAUAUACAAUGAUGCGCGAAAACCAUCGCUCUCGCGGUUCUUGCGGCUCUCGUCAUUUAUACAAAGUCCGUGUAAAAAUACAGCAGCCCCAUCUUAUAUUGGAUAUUAAGUACAUGAUAAAUUAACAGUCUCGCCUCGGGCGUGUCCAGUAUCGAAAAAUCGGACGGGAACAGCUAACUAACGAGUUUCGUUCUGCCGAUCGGAUUUUUCUUGGCAAUCGAGGCAAUUCUCGAGCGAUUUCUUCUACCAUUUUUACCCCUUCCAUUUGCAAUUUUUCAUUUUCGAUUUAUAACAAUUGUCAUGUAAUAUCAAAACGAUCGUUUCAAUUUCUUUCUUCCUUCUUUUUCCGUCUUUCUUUCUCUCUCUCUCUCUCUCUCUCUUUCACUCUGUGUUAAAACAUCUUCGGCGUAAGAAGGGGUUGAAGUAGCGAAACAAGUAGCACUCGAGCAUUAAGAAUAACUAUAAGUACGAAUGUUAGUUUUCUCGGUGACUGGCUAGUCGCCAUAGUCGCUUACAAACUAAUAUGAUCGGUCGAUCGUUCUCAUCUCUUCUUUAAAUGACGAGUAAAUUAACAUAUCUAUCGUUAAAACAUUAUACACUUGGAAACGGUACAGUAAUAUUCGGAAAUGAACUCGUGAAACGUAUUCCUGAGAUCGUAGAGAAAUUCUUUUCUCGGAAGAUCGUCGUUCAAUGGAUGAUCGUAAUGAUCGUAAACUUUAAAAACUGAAUACUAUUGUAAGUUGUCUAUUUGUAUUCCUUAUACGCUACGUGAAAUCCUUAUCUCCACGUAUCGAAAUUGCAUCUCGACGAAUGGUCCUGACCUACGGUUCUUUCUUCCAGCGAACUAAAGAACCUUUAUGGAGAAUUUCUUAAGUACGAAGCGAUAACGAGGGAGGGAAUUAGGCGACAUGGCCACUGGCUCAGAACCGGUCAAGUUCACGAAUUUAACACAGAUUGGUCUUAAAAGUAAAAUCACAUUUCCUUUGAUAACCCAUUUGCCUACAUCGACUCGCUACUCUUAUUUUCUCUUUCGACCGACGCGGUUUUCUACGCGUCGUUUCUUCUAACUUUUCUCUAAGAGAAACGAAGAAAGGAAGAUGGAUCCAAGAAUUUUUUAGCCAGUCGGAAACUGCAGUCGCACUAGUUGAUUCUUCUCUGUUUCGUUUAAUAAAUAGUACCGACUAUUCGAGUAAACGUUUCUGACUAAAUAAUAAUCGCUUACGAUUUACGUAAUAUUAGGCCAAUGGGUUAAUUAAAUAUUAGUCGCGUAACACAUAUUGAACGAUCGACUCUCAGAGAUUGCAGAGACUCGAUCGCAAUCCGCUUACGCCUGUUAAACGUGUAUAUAAAUUCACGUAAAAGUAAAAUCACAUAUUCUUACGAUUUAAGUACACGUACGCACGUAUGUAUACACACAAGCAGAUUUUUGUUCAUUUAUUCGCAGCAAUCGGCAAAAUACUCUACUGGUUUUAAUCAGAGGUGGGCAAACGAAGCGUGUCUCGAUGGUUCUUUCGCGUUAUAACGAUAUACACGUAUCAUUUUACGCGUAAUUCCCUCUUGUACGAUACGUUAUGGCAGUAUUUAUCGCAGCGUGUUUUACAUUAAUGAACAACGAAAAAUAGAUUUGCCCACCUCCGUCCCUUAACGCUAAUAAUAUCUCAUCAACGGUGAACAAAUCUGGUCAGAAAUUUCCUGUUGCUCUUCGUCAACGAGACCAAUCACGACGCCUUCUCUCGGCGUCUUAACGACGAUACAAGCGUUUUUUUUCUUUUUUUUUUUUAACACAUAACUCUCGCAAGUCUCUAGUACGUUUCGCGGAAGCUAUUCUUCUUGUUUCACGAAACCAUAAAUGUUACCGGAUAUUUCAAUAAUGCUUGCGAUCGAUAAGAUCUUUAUAUGGUGGGUCAAAGUAAUAGAAGCAUCGGGUAAAUGCUAGAGUAUUCUGAGAAAAACACCGUUUCUGUGGAGUGGAAUGAAUCGAAGCAAAUAACAAAUAACAUUAACAAACGUUAGAAUAAGAACAAGUAGUUUCAACGAGGGAAAUAAGAG
This is a messenger RNA of Bombus huntii, 3654 nucleotides long. Its product is annotated as meiosis-specific nuclear structural protein 1-like. Bases 820 to 1545 code for a protein of 241 amino acids. The record is from RefSeq and is a predicted model, not a curated record. The transcript is spliced from 4 exons. Lineage: Eukaryota; Metazoa; Arthropoda; Insecta; Hymenoptera; Apidae.